Caenorhabditis remanei is the source of this 1488-nucleotide messenger RNA. RefSeq lists its product as uncharacterized. The coding region runs from base 1 to 1488 and encodes 495 amino acids. The record is from RefSeq and is a predicted model, not a curated record. The transcript has 6 exons. NCBI's taxonomy places the organism in Eukaryota, Metazoa, Nematoda, Chromadorea, Rhabditida, Rhabditidae.
AUGAUUGCUCCACCAUCAUCACCACAAACCGAGAGCUCUACUGAGCCAGAAUCCCCUGUCGGGUCACGAGCACCGACCCCAGCACCGACUCCGGCUGCAAGACAAUCAUCUGUGAGAUAUUCGACAUGUAGACCUACUAAGAAGAGACUCACUGAAGCUGAUCGGCUGAGAGAAAUGGACUUUGGUCCAAAGGAAGGAGGGAAACUUGGAGGCUUGGAGGUAGUUUGGUCUACUGAAAAACGUCGUCGUACUACCACGCCAGCGUUCGAAUCUCCAGCAAGAAACGUGUUGCCAAGGCGUGAAGCAGAGAAGAAGAAGGAUAUCGAUGACACUGGCAAAGAAGAAACAAAAGAGGAAGAUGAAGAAAUAAAGGAGGAAGAUGAGGACAAGAAUACUCCUGGACCAUCAAAUAGACCAUCGACUUUCCAGGUGACAAGGAAGAGAGAAAUAACGUCAGUGACUGAUGGUAACGAGAAUGGAGCGAAUAAUCCAAAAAUAAGUGGAUCGAAGAAUAAAUGCCAUAAAGAUUCAAAAUCUCCCAAAACUGAGCAAUCCACUGCACGUAAAAAUCAGGCGAAGAUGUUGGGAAUUGCACCAUCAACUCCACGAGAUCAAUCUGAAAGUGAAACCAAUCCAAUCGACGUGGUGGACAACGGCACUCCAGAAGAAUGCCACGUCCCCCAAGUACAUUCAAGCCGACCCACACUAGUUGCCAGAAAAGCCAACCCAGAGUCUAUGCAACAGCAACAGCAACAACAACAAGCACUUGAGCAACAGGAACGACAAAAAGCUAAACAACAACAGCAGAGACCUCGUCUUGCUCAUCGUCCUGUCAGGCCAACGGAGCUAGUACUUCUCAAAGAGCGAAUUAACAAUCCUGAAUUGUACAUUCCUCCAUACUGUGAUUACAAGUAUAAUAAUUGGACGCCUGUGGAUCUUGCGGCCUGGGUAAAGAGUGUCUUAAAACUUAAUGACUCGGAUCCAGUGCUCAAGAAAAUAAUUGAUGAAGAUAUGGACGGAAGAUCAUUGGAACAGUUCGUGAGAGAGGGAUCGUUGGGUCUCAGAACUCUUGGCCUGAAUGCUGGACGUACCAUUGCAAUUGAGGCUGCUGCAAUCUUGGUCAUCAACAAUUGCUCAAGAAUACAAUAUCGAAUCGAGAUGGCUAAAUAUAAUCGACAGAUGAGAUCAGAUAACGGUUUUCCAGGAUUAGCCGGACGGCCUGGAUCACCAGGACAACCAGGAAUGCCGGGAACCAAAAGAAACUCCAAAAGCGACAAUGGGGAACAAUUGCAAAAAGAGCGCUUCGAGGCCGAGAAUGAAUUAGAUUUUGCACAACUCCACUGUGCCAAUCCUUCUGGUCCAUUCAAGGUCUCCCAGUGCUGGACCGAGAUACUUUUUUCUAAAAAGUGCUGUCGGAACUCCAAUUUCUUGACUGGACCACACAUUCUGAUUUACUUACAAAAUCUCUGUAAAAACUAUGAAAUUUAA